AUGACUACCAUUGCCGUGAAUCCAUCACCAAGACUCGAGAUGAGUGAGCAAGAACGGUUCUUCCGGUACUUCCAGACCGAAGUCGCUGCAUUGCAGGAGCAGAUGCAGAUCAUCCAGGAUCAUGGCACAUCUGGUGGCGAACGAGCGGAUGCCAUCGACCACUGCCUAGCUGGCAUAUCGAGACUUUCCAACGACGUGAAAGACAUUUCUGGAUCUCUUCCAGCGCAUGAUCAACGAACAUACAGCGAGGCCAUUAAAGCACUGUCCGAGAAACUCCAGAAGACACGAGCUCAAGCAGCACCGAAGCCCAAGUUUGCGUUCAAGAAGAAGAAUGCCUCUGCAAUCUCUAUCAACGAUGCAGCGGAAUUAGCAGCGAGGAAGCGCCUCCUUCAGUCUAACAGCAACUUCUCAUCCGGAGUCUUCUCUUUUGCAACGACGCCAUUGACUAUGCCACAUACACCUGCUAACGGGCCUGUCAUCGAUGACUCUAAGCCUGAUGAUACCAAUACGACCACCGAUGGCAUUCGCAAACUCUCCUUCUCCAGAGCCGACAAAAUUCACAUCUCCAAUCACAACAACAUACAUGUCAUGCUACCUUCUUCAGCCACUCACGCGACGAAUGGCACGUCCGGUACUGUCACCAACGUCCGUGAUAGCGUAAUUGAUAUGAGCAUUGCUUCUACUUCUGCAUUUGCAACUCUUACACUGAAGAACAUCAAAAAGUCACUGAUUGUGUGUGGACAUGUUGACGGUGCAAUUCACAUCACAAAUGUCAGCAAUACCGUCUUGGUGGUGGCUACGAGACAAUUCCGUAUGCAUGAGAGCAAAAAUAUCAAAGUCUACAUGCUUUGCAAGAGCAGGCCUAUCAUUGAGGAUUGUGAGGGUAUCGAGUUUGCAGAAUUACCAGAGUGUUAUGUUACAGAAAAGGACAAAGAAGUCGCAAAUCUGUAUGACCAGGUCGAUGACUUCAAGUGGCUCAAGGCAGAGCACAGUCCGAACUGGAGCGUACUCGAUAACGAUAAGCGUAUCAGGGAUGAGGUCUGGAAAGAGGUAGUGCCAGGCAGUCCUAAGAGUGGUGUCGAGGAGAUUCUGAAAGCAGUCGGUAUUUGA
Molecule: messenger RNA, 1110 nt
Organism: Aureobasidium subglaciale EXF-2481
Lineage: Eukaryota; Fungi; Ascomycota; Dothideomycetes; Dothideales; Saccotheciaceae
Exons: 4
Coding region: 1-1110 (369 amino acids)
Biological process (GO): post-chaperonin tubulin folding pathway; tubulin complex assembly
Cellular component (GO): cytoplasm
Molecular function (GO): tubulin binding
Source: RefSeq, a predicted model, not a curated record